UAUAAAAAAAUUUUACGCCGCACUGGUGGUGCUAGGAGAUUACUGCUUAUGGAAUCACUGUGAAACAAUUAACUUUGUGUAUUUAUCAAUUAAACUAAAACAUAAUGUCCUUUAAUAUAAUGCAAAAGUUGUCACUGCUCAGCUUGAAAGCGGAUCAACCUUUAAUAACAACUAUACGUAACGCUAGCAAAAAGACCGGAGGCAGUACUCGUAACAAGAAGGGACAUCCGAGACCAAAACAUCGUGGUUGGCGUGUACAAGACGGGCAUUGGGUUUCACAGGGCACAUUACUAGCAACACAAUUGACGACUCGUUUUCAUCCAGGCAUGAAUGUUGGUUUCGGUAGAAAUGGGACGCUCUAUGCAAUGGAACAUGGAAGAGUAUACGUUACAUGUGAGCAGUUGGAUCCGGAUUGGGAUCACACAUGGGUGCAGAGAAACUACGCCGGCCGUGAGGGACAAACGAUAUAUAAAAAGUUUUUCAAUGUAAUUCCAGAACCCCAACACCAACGUUUUCGUCUAAUAGAGGAAGUUUAAAGAUUUUGUUAUGUUUUUCCUUACAUUAAUAUUGGAUUGAUAAAAGUAAAUAAAACAAUAUAAGGUGUAAUAUA
Zeugodacus cucurbitae (melon fly) is the source of this 610-nucleotide messenger RNA. RefSeq names its product 39S ribosomal protein L27, mitochondrial (gene mRpL27). The coding region runs from base 105 to 536 and encodes 143 amino acids. Gene Ontology annotation, molecular function: structural constituent of ribosome. Gene Ontology annotation, biological process: translation. The record is from RefSeq and is a predicted model, not a curated record. NCBI's taxonomy places the organism in Eukaryota, Metazoa, Arthropoda, Insecta, Diptera, Tephritidae. Gene Ontology annotation, cellular component: mitochondrial large ribosomal subunit; ribosome. The transcript is spliced from 3 exons.